AUGGCACGAACAGUGCUGCCAAAGGUGCGGAGCUCCCACUACCUCAGCCUUCCUCAGGGAGGUCUCUGUCAGGUCACCUAUGUUUGGAUCGAUGAAUCUGGGGAGAGCCUUCGGUGCAAAACGCGAACCUUGGAGUCUGAACCCAGCAGUAUUGAGGAUAUUCCAGAGUGGAACUGUGUGUUCGUUAGCCACCCUGUGACUCUCAACACCAUGAUCCUUGUUCCUGUAUGUAUAUUCAGAGACCCUUUUAUUCUGGACCCCAACAAACUGGUACUAUGUGAAGUGCUCAAGAUCAACCGCAAACCUGCAGACACUAACCAUCGGCAUGCCUGUAAGAAAAUCAUGGAGAAGGUGAAGGAUUCCAUACUGUGGCUUGGGAUGGAGCAGGAGUAUACUCUGCUGGGGAUAGAUGGACGUCCAUACUCCUGGCCAUCAAACAGUUACCCCAAACCACAGGGACCAUAUUAUUGUGGAGUGGGUGCAGAUAGAGCUUAUGGCAGAGACAUUGUAGAGUGUCACUAUAAAGCAUGCAUUUAUGCAGGCAUCAAAAUUUGCGGUACCAAUGCUGAGGAGAUGCCUUCUCAGUGGGAAUUCCAGGUGGGUCCAUGUGAAGGAAUUGUAGCAGGAGAUCACUUGUGGAUGGCACGCUUCCUAUUGCACAGAGUGUGUGAAGACUUUGGUGUAAUUGCUUCUCUGGACCCCAAACCCAUCCCAGGGAACUGGAAUGGAGCUGGCUGCCACACUAACUUCAGCACUGUGGCCACUAGAGCAGAAGGAGGGCUGGAGCAUAUUGAGAUGAUCAUAGAAAAAUUACGCGCACGUCAUGUCCAGUACAUCCGAGUCUCAGAUCCUCAUGGUGGGCAGGACAACCAGAGGAGACUUACUGGCUUAAACGAGACCUCCAACAUCCAUGAGUUUUCAGCUGCUGUGGAUAGUCAUGAUGUCAGCAUCCGCAUUCCACUGCAAGUUAGCCAGGACAAGCGUGGAUACUUGGAGGAUCGCCGGCCUGCCGCCAACUGUGACCCAUAUGCUGUGACCGGUGCUAUUGCUCAGACCUGCCUAAUGGAGGAUGAGGAGGAAGAUCUCCUGAGUGACCUGGAUAUUAAUCAUUUGGAGUAAAUCACACCAUAUAACACUAAACACAGGUUUAUCGAUAUAUGUGUGCAUAUGUUACAAAAGAGAUGCAUGCUAUUUAAAGCAUACUUAAGAGUUUAAUAAAUUAAACUGUUUAAAUUUAAAAUGUCAAAGUUUGGGUAAUUUGGAUGCAUAUACAUUUCAUUUUAAAUACCAUUUUCUUGCCAUACCAUUUUCAGAUUUCAAUAUACAGGAGGUAUAACUGAAAUUCUCAACACAACAAAGUCAUGAAGCUAUAUCAAAUCAUAUAUUUCUUGCAGUGUCAUUCACAAGCUUUUGAUAAAACAAUAUGUAUAACAAAUACAUGUGUAAUAAAAAUGGACAAUGUUCAGCUAUUUUAAUAGCAAAUCUAUAGUUUUCUGGCCAACAAUGACAGCUGAUAUCACUGCAGAACUCCUAACAUGCUCAGUUUGCAACAGCACAAAGGCAUAUCAACCGAAAGAACCAUUAAAGCCAUACCCUGUUCCAGACCUGCCUUGGUCUACUGUGCAAACAGAUAUGUUCGAAUGGCAUGGCCAAAACUACCUGGUGCUUG
Molecule: messenger RNA, 1669 nt
Organism: Tachysurus fulvidraco (yellow catfish)
Lineage: Eukaryota; Metazoa; Chordata; Actinopteri; Siluriformes; Bagridae
Product: glutamine synthetase-like
Exons: 7
Coding region: 1-1119 (372 amino acids)
Cellular component (GO): cytoplasm
Molecular function (GO): glutamine synthetase activity
Source: RefSeq, a predicted model, not a curated record